CUUCUUCUCUGCUUUCCAUCUCAAUCUUUCUCUCUCCAAUUUUUUUAUUCAUCAAUUAUCUUAAAAUCGAGAGAGAGAGAGAGAGAGAGAGGAUGGGAGAGGAGAAAGGAGGGAAGGCAGGUGGGGGAGUAUGGCCAACCAUCAAGCCAUUCGUGAAUGGUGGUGCAUCUGGUAUGCUUGCUACCUGUGUCAUCCAACCCAUCGAUAUGAUCAAGGUGAGAAUUCAAUUGGGUCAAGGAUCUGCUGGCUCGGUUACAAAGACUAUGCUUAAGAAUGAAGGAAUUGGUGCCUUUUAUAAGGGUUUAUCUGCUGGAUUACUUAGACAAGCUACAUAUACAACUGCCAGACUUGGCACAUUCAGGAUUCUGACAAACAAGGCACUCGAGGCCAAUGAUGGAAAGCCCCUGCCAUUAUAUCAGAAAGCUUUAUGUGGUUUGACAGCUGGAGCUAUCGGAGCCUGUGUUGGAAGCCCUGCUGAUCUGGCACUGAUCCGUAUGCAAGCUGAUGCAACCUUACCUGUUGCCCAACGUCGUAACUAUACAAAUGCAUUCCAUGCUUUGUAUAGGAUUACUGCAGAUGAAGGUGUAUUGGCUCUAUGGAAAGGUGCUGGUCCUACAGUCGUAAGGGCUAUGGCAUUGAACAUGGGGAUGCUUGCCUCUUAUGACCAGAGUGUCGAGUUCUUCAAGGACAAUCUUGGUUUUGGAGAGGCUGCUACAAUUAUAGGUGCAAGUUCUGUAUCAGGGUUCUUUGCUGCCGCCUGCAGUUUGCCUUUUGAUUACGUGAAAACUCAAAUACAAAAAAUGCAACCUGAUGCUCAGGGGAAGCUCCCUUACACAGGAUCUUUAGACUGCACAAUGAAAACUCUCAAGGCAGGAGGACCCUUCAAGUUCUAUACAGGGUUUCCCGUAUAUUGUGUUAGGAUCGCACCACAUGUCAUGAUGACAUGGAUCUUCCUCAACCAAAUUCAGAAGCUAGAGAAGAAGGCUGGAUUGUAAUUUUGCUUGCUGGAACAUAGGUAUGUUGGUUGGUGUCAAGCACGCUAUCAGAAAUAAUACAUCGUGCUGUACUUUUUGCGGAUUUUGGUUACUUACUCAUCCAAGUAAACUUGUUGAAGUCAUCUGAGUUAUACUUUUUUUGAAAUGAAUCAUAUAAUUGAUAUACCAUUUGAACAAAACUUGUUUAGGAUAGGAUUAUUCAUGGAGUUCAAUUUUGAAAUAUUCAGCUCCUGGAAUUCGGAUUCUUCCAUCUAUGGUUGGAUUAGUCUUGAUUCAGUUUGAGAAAAUAAAAAACCAUGUGAAAGUGGGUUCAGAUUUUUUGCACUAAUGUCUGUUGAUUUGAGCUUCAUUGUAUCGUUAUGUUAUGUAAUCAAUCAUAUAUUCAUAUGAUGUGUGUUUGAUGACUGACUUUUGUUA
Molecule: messenger RNA, 1412 nt
Organism: Erigeron canadensis
Lineage: Eukaryota; Viridiplantae; Streptophyta; Magnoliopsida; Asterales; Asteraceae
Product: mitochondrial dicarboxylate/tricarboxylate transporter DTC-like
Exons: 6
Coding region: 93-995 (300 amino acids)
Molecular function (GO): oxoglutarate:malate antiporter activity
Source: RefSeq, a predicted model, not a curated record